AAUGGCUGCUGCGGUGACAAAGCAGAAACUUUCCGCUGCUAAAUUUGCUGUUCUUGGAGGAGGAGUUUCAGGACUUACCGCUGCCUAUCGACUUUUAAACAGAGUUAAAGAUCCUAGUAACAUAAUCGUCCUUGAAUCAAGCAAUCGUGUGGGUGGAUGGGUGCAAAGUUGUGUUACGGAACAAGGUGCUGUCUUUGAGUUAGGUCCCCGUAGUAUCCGUCCUGUUGGCAAGGCUGGAAUGGCAACGCUGAAAAUGGUAUGUAUGACUCAAGUAAUGAACAUUUGGACAGGAUUUUAAUAAACUCUCAUUUUCCCCUCCCAUAGUAGUCACUAUGGGAGUCAGUCAGCUUGAACAACUCGUCUAACGCCCCCCACCCCCCUCCCCCUUACACCUCUCUUCCCCCCCCCAUACAAACCCAGUUAAAGGAUGCAUUUCUUAUACGUAGGAUUUUCAAUCAAAGUUUACAUUUAAAGCAUUAGGUUUUGACUUGCAGUUUCAUAAGUCUGCUUGUUUAUCUGUCCUUGUUUUAAUAUAUUUAAUGAAGGUACCCAAGAGAAAGUGUUAUAGUGAUCGAUAGUUCCAUGGCAACCUGAGUCUUGGUGUUUUUUUGAAACAAAGAAUUCGUUUGUCUUGGUGGUUGGGAGAUUUGAAUUAAAAAAAAUGAAAAAUAAUAAUAAAAAAAAACGAGUCAGGGUGGUUGGCAGAUUUGCAUAACAAAAACAUUGUUAACAACAUAAUGAUCACUAUUGUCAACUACAGAGUACAAUUAGGAAGUUCAUCACUUCACUUAAACAGAACCGGAAUUUUCCAGCUUGAGUUGCUUUUUCCUACGCAAACUUGCUGGUUUCUGGCUGUAAAGGAUCUUAUCAACUCCAUUCUGUUUUACUAUUCUGCAGUGAUUUUCUUUCAUAUAAAUCUUCUCCCCGCAGUCCCUACAUAUGAUUUUCAUGUAUUCAAUAUUUCAUUGUCAUCCUUUUAUGGGUUUAUAAUAUUAUUAACCAAUUCAAUGACCUGUUCCCAGUUGGCUUGUUAGCUCAAUUGGUAGAGUCCUGCGCUGGUAUUGCAGAGGUCAAGGGUUCAAAUCCUGUACAAGCCUUAAUUUUUUCAGUCUUCCUUUUCAUAACUGCAAAAGUUGCACCUAUAAAUGCAAUGAUCUCUUUUCAUAUAAUUCUCUUAUGAUUGAGCAUCUUGAAAUACUGUGAGUGUCUUUUCUUUCAUCUGCAGGUUCAAGAUAUUGGAUUGGAAAAAAGAAUUCUUGCAGUUCCCAGAAGUCAUCCAGCAGCAAAAAGUAGAUUUAUUUACUCAAGAGGUAAACUUCAUGAGCUUCCUACCGGCAUCAUGUCCUUAAUAAAGAGACAGCCGCUCUUCUCAAAGUCAUUGUUACCUUUGAUACUCAGAGAACCUUUUGUGGGAAGAAAACAAGAUGAUGUUGAUGAGUCUGUAUAUGACUUUUUCAAAAGAAGAAUGAGUGUAGAGGUACAUGAAGAGAUGAGUAAAGGUUUCGGAUCAUUUAACCUUUCUGGGAAACUGCCCACCUACCCCUCCCCUAAGCCAACAUUAAUACUUACUUCUCACUUAAGGCAAAAUGUUGGCUUAGGAGAGGGGUAGGUGGGCAGUUUCCCAGAAAAGUAAAAUGAUCCGAGGUUUCCUUAUGUUGUGAUGAAAAUUAUUGGUUUUAUUCUAUGCAUUAAUUUCUCCCAUGCAGCCUAAAAGCAUUCUGUAGACUCGUUCCUCACAGAAGCUACUGCUGGAUGUUACAAAAAAAUAGCAAAAUAAUAAUAGUUGUGUUUGAGAUGAUGGGAGGGGAGAAAGGGCAAGAGUCUCUCUUCUUCUCUUUCCACAUCAUUACAUUUGCACUUUCAUUUUUCCCUCUCUCUAUUCUCUGAGGCCUCUGCAGAGAAGAGAGUUCUGUCUAUGGAAUCAUUUCCUUCAAAGUUAGGCUUAGCUGGGUAAAAUAAUAAUAACCUUGAACCCAUACUGCACAUACGAUUUUCUAUUGUCUUACAUGUAAGACAUAGAUUGAACCCCUGUCUUUGCUCAGGGUGUUCAUUAGGCAUUGGAGGUUGGAGAAUUCUCUGGCAAACAUUCGGUAGCCUAUGACUCUUUAUAUUUAGACAAGGAGCCACUUUCAAAAUAUUCUCUUCUAACAUUACACCUUUCUCCUGCUACUAGAAUUCUUUGUGAAAACCCUGUUUGCUACAGUUUAGUUACAAAAGAACUAAUGGAUAUGUCCUACAAGCUGAAAGUAUCACCAGAAUCGUAAGACAAAAGUCUUGUAUUCUCACCAAGUAGCUCCUGUCCCUUUUCCGAAAAUCAUUUUCAUUGAAGCAUCUAAUUUUUUUCAAAGUCAUUAUUUCUGUCCAAGAUUAAAAUCUUUGUCUACCAUUAUUGGCAGUAUUAUCCCAAAAAGUCUAAUAAGGAAGAAAUUGAUACCUUAUUUUAUAUCGUGAGAAAGUUAAAGAUGCCUGCAGACAGACAAAAAAUAUUCAAGUGUCUAAUUAACUAUAUUGAAUUACACUGUAUACUGUCGACUCAAUUUCUUUCCUUUUUUCGUUGUUGUUUUCAAGGUAGCAGAGUAUCUGAGUGAUCCACUUUGCAGAGGAAUUUUUGCUGGUGACACUCGCUUGUUGAGCCUGAAGUCUUGUUUUCCUUCAGUUUAUCAAUAUGAAAACCAACACGGUUCCAUAUUAAAAGGAGCUUUUCUCACAAAAGAAGGUGGGCAUUAAGCAUAGUCGUUACUUUGACCCCAUUAGAAAAUCUGUUCAAAGUAUGAGGCUGAAUGUUUUUGUGGAUGAGAUCACUGGAUGUGACUCCUGUAGAGUUAUGAUGAAGAUAUCAAACAAUUUUAUCAGGGACCACUAACUACAAUAUUUUUUGGGUGAUUUUUGCAGGCACAGAAUUAAUUAAAACUACUUUUCAAGUUUCAAUCCAUGUCAUCCUUGCCAUCCGUUGGCAACAGAAGACAGCAAACAGUUUCAAUGCGUAAAAUAAUUUUGUGGUCUUAAAUAACAAAACUGAACAAAUGUUUGGAAUUUGAUUGAUGCAAAAAGCUUUAGCUUGGUAAAAAGAUAGGAAAUAGUGUGACAUAGGUCCUUUUAGAAUAGGACUGUUUAUGACAGUGACUGACAUUUCAACAACUACAGCUGUACUUUGAAUCUGAUAAUGACGUCCACACUUUGUGCCUUAACAUCUGUCACAGUCACCAUUAUGGCAAUAGUCAUAGCUGGAGCUCAUUCACCCAGAUGACCAAAUUCCACCAACUUUUAACUUAUUUCUCUUGCACUCAUAGCCCCAGACACCUCUGUCCUAAGCCCCCUAGCAACAUUAGCCGAGAAAGAACGUUGGAGCACAUGGUCUAUAGAAGGUGGCAUGCAGACAGUGACUGAUAAAUUACAUGACAUACUUAAGCAACAGGGAGUUAGCGUCAAAAUGAACGCACCUUGUACAUCUUUGAGCAUGACGUCUGAUGGAAAGCUAACGGUGCAUUCAGUGAAUGAUCAGAUUACAGUAGAUCACGUAAUAAGUUGUAUACCAGCGCAGUGCCUGGCAAACAUUGUACCAUUGGACUGGAAACCUCUAGCUGAUGAGCUGAGUAAUAUUCAUACCACAACAGUGGGAGUUGUGAAUUUAGAAUAUGAAGGAAGUGUAGUACCUGUGGAGGGUUUUGGGUAUUUGGUUCCUUCUUCUGACGAAACCCAAGUUCUUGGAGUUAUCUUCGACUCUUGUGCUUUCCCUGAAAACGACAGACAUCAUGGUGGCAAAACUACAAGAAUAACUGUGAGUGUCAAAUCUUUCUUUUUAUUUUACCUUAAAUUACUAUCUUGUGCUUUUUGCUGCUCUUUCAGCUGCCUCUAUGAAAUUAAACUGUUGUUUUAUUUCAGUAGUCUUUAAUCAGCUUGAGGUCAAACAGCAUUAUUGCACAACAGUCACGUAAAAGGCUAUGUCGAUCAGGGUUUGAAACAAAUUUGAAUUCCAGCUUGUCCUUCGGGCAAACAGCUGUCGCAUUUUACUUUUCCCGGCCAGCUACUUCUUGCUUGUCUUACUGUUACUGAUUUUUUUAGAGGACGACUUGCACACUUGUGUCGGACUACUACUUAUUUUCGAACCCUGUAAAUCCCUCUUUUUUAGUUUCUAUUUUGUUUGUAAAAUUUGUCUGUUGUUUUUUGUUAGGUGAUGAUGGGAGGACACUGGUUCAAUUCCUUAUUUGGAGAUCCCGACUCAGUCGAUCCGAACCACCUACAGAAUGUUGCCAUAGAAACAGCGGAGAAAACACUUGGCAUACGCACCAAGCCAACAAGCUGUCUGACCAGCAUUCUGCGUGACUGCAUCACGCAAUACACACUCGGACAUUCAGAUCGUAUUAAAAACAUUUUUGAUUUUAUUGAAUCGCGCAAGCUACCCCUUACGCUGAUUGGCGCGUCGUAUAACGGCGUUAGCGUGAAUGAUUGUAUUUAUAAUGCACAACAAGCGGUGGACCGAAUUUUAGAGUCGCGGGAUGAAAUCCCGCGAUGAGUCCAGG
Porites lobata is the source of this 4520-nucleotide messenger RNA. Lineage: Eukaryota; Metazoa; Cnidaria; Anthozoa; Scleractinia; Poritidae. The record is from the annotation of a GenBank genome assembly.